Molecule: messenger RNA, 1013 nt
Organism: Paramacrobiotus metropolitanus
Lineage: Eukaryota; Metazoa; Tardigrada; Eutardigrada; Parachela; Macrobiotidae
Exons: 4
Coding region: 136-804 (222 amino acids)
Source: RefSeq, a predicted model, not a curated record
CUUAGCAUAACAUUAUAACGAGCAGCACCGGCAUCAAUCGUUUGUUUAUUUUUUACCGUUCCUUUUCUCCAUACCUUUGGUUGCGCCACACCCAGCAAACACCUAAACCUUCGCUGUCGAUAUUAUAAUUUAACAAUGUCCUGCCAAUCUUCGUGCGUAGCUGCGUACACGAUAGCUUGUGUGAUCUUUGUCUUCCUUGCGGAAAUAACAGCCCGACCUGCUCUUACCGCUGGGAGUGACCGUUACACCUCGAAGGGUAGCUAUCGCGACGAAACGUACAAUCCAUAUCGACCAAGAUAUUAUGACGGAUAUGAGUCGUACAGAGGAUACCGCGACAGCUACUACACGAAGGAUGGGUCCAGUUCGAAAUACACAGAAUGCUACGAGUUAGUGUGUCGACAACCGCAACCCAGCCCAGCGACACCGGCUCCCGCGCCGGCCCCGGCACCAGCGCCGGCGCCAUCCUUUCCCAAAGACAUUAAAGCCAAUUCACUUGAAGUGAAGAAAAUCCGAAUCGGACGCUGGGUGAUUCAGGAGGAGGAAUCAGACGGAUUUAAUUACCUCGUGUUCCGCGACAGCGAAGGUUCGGACGAUCGCCUGUCCCUGAAAGAGGGCCUGGGCAACACUGCCACCUUUGACUCCGCCGGGCGGCUGGUCCUUACGGAGCUGCUGAUAGAGAAUGGGUGGCUGUUACACCAGGAAGUCCCACCCGAUGGGGAAUACUUUGUCAUUCGGGAUAUAGUUACCUCCCCGAAUCCAGACAGUCGGUGGGCAUAUAAGCGAGGCACCUACAAAGAUGCCUAAAGAUGUACCGGUUAAAUACAAAUACUUUGUAAACUGUUUCCGGUUGAGCAGUAUGCAAUCCAUUUAAUACUUAAUUAUACUGUUGUCAUGUACUGGUACACGUAUACUGGCGAGUUACCAGGCAAUUAACUUUUGUUUCCAAAUUCCGACCACCAUAAGUCGAAAGUUCUUCGAUACAUGUACGUGUGACAAUGUGUGUAAAUGUGAAA